AUGGGUGAGGUUCCCCCCGUGUGGGGCCAAUUCCCCAACCCGCCCCGUAACAGAAACUCCAGAACGGUCCCAGAAUGGAUGGAUCCUGCUGGCAACCACGGUCAGAUCCAGUUCCUACGAAUGAAACCAGUAAGCCCGGCCAAACUCCCAAAGAACCCGUUUGUAAUCUCGUCAUCCGUCGAACGACUUGUUGGUAAAAUUGAGGGCGGAAAUCCCAUCGACGGUGGAACAAACUACCUACUGAAGGUCCGAAAUCCAACCCAAGCCGCAAAACUCACCCAACUGACCCGGCUCAUCGAUGAAACUCCAAUCACCAUUGAGGAACAUCCAACACUUAAUUUUUGCCACUGCGUCGUCACCUGCGGUAGUGCCGACGGACUCUCCAACGAAGAGCUCCAAAGCUUCCUCUCCGAACAAGGCGUCAACAAAGUCUAUCGGUUCACAAGGAAAACCGACAAAAAAGUUAUCCCUACCAGCUCAAUGGUCCUUACAAUCAAAGGAACGGUCCCACCUCCCUACAUCUACUUCGGCUUCAUCAGAGUUGCCACUCGUCCGUACUACCCGCGACCACUGCUGUGCUAUAGCUGCGGAAAGUACGGUCACUCGAAAAACCGCUGCCAAAAUGCCCCCAUCUGCCUUGAUUGUGGUUUCCCAAACCAACACGAUCCGUGCCCGAAUCGUCCGCUCUGCGUAAACUGCCGUGGGAACCACCCAGCUACCAGCAAACUGUGCCCUGUACACAAACAGGAAGAAGCCAUCAUCCACUUGAAGGUCGACCUCGGUCUAACCCAAACCGAAGCAACCAGAGUAUUCCAGCAACAUUCCAACAACAAUCAACGAGUCUCCCAAAAUAUCCCAAAUGCUAACCCGGAAAAGGACCAACGGAUUAUGGAACUUGAACUCCUCGUUUCAAAACUACAAGAAGAGAUUGAACAACUGAAAAACAGCAACAACGAAUCUACGCUCGCUACCAACACCCCUUCCUCCCAGGACUCCGAGGAUUCCGUCUCCGAACCCGAACAACAACCUUUAACCCGAAACACCCAGAACAUCACAUCCACUCCAAAGCGCAAUCGGAACAACUGUUCCAUUGACAGUCCCCCCGAAUCAACAACAAAUGCUUGCAACAAAAAAACAAGACUUCCCCAGAUGAAACCAGUCGAAGCCCAAGGUAAACCCCCUCAGACUGCCCCCAACCCAAAUGGUAAGUCCACCUAA
This is a messenger RNA of Uranotaenia lowii, 1218 nucleotides long. RefSeq lists its product as uncharacterized. Bases 1 to 1218 code for a protein of 405 amino acids. The transcript has a single exon. NCBI's taxonomy places the organism in Eukaryota, Metazoa, Arthropoda, Insecta, Diptera, Culicidae. The record is from RefSeq and is a predicted model, not a curated record. Gene Ontology annotation, molecular function: zinc ion binding; nucleic acid binding.